CAACAUUGAUGGAGUGUGUGUUUUGAACCUUUAUUAGUUAUUACUAACAUCUACAAUAGCAGAGAACAAGUCUCUGCUUUACGUUUAAAAAUGGCUACAAAAUUAUUAGCAAUUAGAAAUGUUGUUCAUAAGCCACUAAAUUUUCUUAUAAGCAAAAUACCACAAUAUCAAACUACUGGAUAUAACCUUAAAAACAUUAGUACUACUUCGAUAGCUUGUUUAAAUUUUUUUAAUAAAUUACCAGCCGAGAAACUAUGGAAGUCUGUAACAUCAGUAAGUAAUGCUGGUGCUAAAAAAGGUCGUGGCAAAGGUACAGGUCGAAUUCGAAUUCGAGAUUUGAAUCGUGGUCAGGUUAUUGGUAUUGGAAAAGUUAACAUGCUUUGGCCAGGUUUGUCAGCGCCAGUAAUACGAGGAAGAGAACUGCUUAAACAACAACGCUUACCAGAUGAUCCAGAAAGAAUGGAUAAGCUGAUUAAGUUAAGAGACUCCAUGACCAAGUUCCGACGUCUAAGAUUGAGUCCAAUUGAGAGAGGAUGGUCUGGUUCACGAAUGCCAGGUAGAAGCAUUGGACCUCCAGAUCCAGUUGGAGAUGAGGAAUUUACUGGAUUUGAUACAAAAGUCCUGCAACUAAGGUCUCUUCUGAUUAUGAAAGGAAACCUGGGUCGUACAAGAAACUACCAAGCUAUGGUUGUAACUGGCAAUGGAAAAGGUCUGGCUGGAUUUGGUAUAGGAAAGGCAAAAGAAGCACCAGCAGCUCUCAGGAAAGCCAAAAACAGAGCUGGCCAUAAACUAAUGAACUUUGAGAUAUAUAAUGGACAUACAGUUUUCCAUGACUUCUUCACAGCAUUUGGUAAAACUAAAAUAUAUGUUCAAAAAAAGAAUGAGGGAUAUGGCUUGAAGUGUCAUAGAGCUAUUAAAGAAAUAUGUCAAGCCGUUGGUAUUAAGGACCUCAGAGCUAAGUUAGAAGGCUCUAAUAAUUUACAACACAUUGUUAAGGCAUUUUUUAUUGGUCUCUUGCAACAGAGAACUCAUCAGCAAUUGGCAGAAGAGAAGAAACUUCAUUUAGUUGAAUUCAGAGCUGAGAAUGAAAACUAUCCUGUUGUUGUGGCUAGCCCAUCACAAGUUAGGACUAAGGAAGAAAUACCUAAAGAUGAGACACUGGAUUUCACUCAAUAUGUCAUGAAUGACAAAGUUAUCUACAGGAGAAAAAAGUUUCCACGUUUCUAUGAAACCAUACCUAAUUACGAGAUAUAUCUUAAAAAAUAUGAAAAGUUUAGAAAUCACGAAAAAAUUCGACUAAAUCUUAAAGUCGAAUAUGGCGAAGUAAAAAGCUUUCUCACCGAUAAGUACCCAGAAGAAAAUGAAGUCAAAGAGACAUAAAUUAAAUCAAAAUUUUAGUCUAGAAUGUAUGUAGAAUAAUCAAUGUAAGAUAUUUAAAUAAACUUAUAAAACAAAA
Molecule: messenger RNA, 1456 nt
Organism: Melitaea cinxia (Glanville fritillary)
Lineage: Eukaryota; Metazoa; Arthropoda; Insecta; Lepidoptera; Nymphalidae
Gene: mRpS5
Product: 28S ribosomal protein S5, mitochondrial
Exons: 7
Coding region: 91-1380 (429 amino acids)
Biological process (GO): translation
Cellular component (GO): ribosome
Molecular function (GO): structural constituent of ribosome; RNA binding
Source: RefSeq, a predicted model, not a curated record